CUGGGAUGUUGAAGGAUGCAGCCACAACGUGCACUUUCUCUCCCCUCUAUUCUAGGCACAAAGUGUUUAACUUACUGGCUUCAAAGGAGAAGGUGAGACCGGAGCCGGCCAGGACUGAAGGGCUGCUGUCCAGCGUCUCCCUGUUCAAGGUCACUCCAAAGAGCAGAUGGAGUUAGAAAAGAUCCUGGUCCUUUGGGGCUGUUUCCUCUUGUGGAACCCACUCAUCCAAUCAACUCAGAUUUACCCGGGGAUCAAAGUGAGGAUCACUCAGAAGGGCCUGGACUACGGUAUUCAGGCGGGCAUGGAAGCAAUUGAGCUAAUAGUGAAGAAGAAUGGCAUUCCUGAUUUCAAAGGCUCCGAAUCUCUUGAAUUUUUAAAAGUUGACUACGUUGACUAUAAUUUUUCAAACAUAAAAAUCAAUACCUUCUCAUUUCCAAAUAUUUCAUUAACCCCUGUGUCUGGAACUGGAGUUAAAGUAUUAAACAACCAUGGUUUAACCAACAUCAGCAUGGGAUGGGAAAUAACAUCUCCUCUUUUCAAAGAUGAAGGAGCAGCUGCUCUCUUUCUAGAUGAGAUCUUUUUCUCGGGCCUCAUUAACCUGUCCCGGAGUGACACAGGCCACCCGAUCAUGAAGCUGGAAGAUUGCUAUGUUCGAGUUGGGCAUGCCCACAUCUCAUUUUCAGGAGAACUCAGUGUCCUAUAUAACUCCUUUGCUGAGCCCAUGGAGAAACCUAUUCUGAAGACCUUGAAUAAGAAGCUAUGUCCAAUUAUCAUGGAUCAACUUGAAGAUAUAAAUGCCAAUAUUAGCUCUCUAGAAGUUGUAACCAAGUUUGGUGAGGACAUCUUGCUAGAUUACUCCCUUUUGGAGGCUCCAGAAAUCACCCAGUCAUCCAUUGACCUGAAUUUGAAGGGCACAUUCUACCCAGUGGGGAAUCUUACUGAUCCUCCCUUCCAACCCGUUCCAUUCGCACUCCCGAACCGCAGUGAUUCUAUGCUUUACAUUGGAAUCUCAGAGUAUUUCCUUAAGUCAGCAUCAUUCACUUAUUUCAUCACUGGGGCUUUUGAUAUCACCCUGACCACAAAAGAGCUAUCCAAGCAUCUAAUUCAAAACUCCGAGGGCAUUGGGAGUCUGUUUUCUCAGAUUGCAGAACUAUAUAUUAUGAGCCAGCCACUGAUGAUGAGGGUUCUGACCACUGAACCCCCAAUGGUCAGUUUGGAACCAAACAAUUUUACCCUUGACAUCCCUGGUGCAGUCGUGAUGAUGACCAAACCCGAAAAUGCCACUGAGGAAGCUAUUGUCUCCAUGGAUUUUGUGGCCAGUACCAGUGUUGGCCUGCUUAUUUUGGGGAAAAAGUUGAUCUGCUCCUUAUCUCUGAACAGGUUCCGUCUCUCUGGGCCAGAGUCUAAUCGCAGCUCCAUAGAGGUCCUGAGAUUUGAGAACAUUCUCUCCUCAAUCCUUCACUUUGGAGUCUUUCCAUUAGCCAAUGCCAGAUUACAGCAAGGCUUCCCACUGCCUAACCCACAUCAGAUCUCUCUUGUCAAUUCUGACAUUGAAGUUCACAAGGGUUUCCUCCUGAUUUCUACUGACCUCAAGUAUGACCCUUUGUGGAAGAAACAGCAUUUUGGUGGCUAGAAGAGUCUGCGCACCCGCCGGCCAAGGAUGCUGACAGCACACCCCGCCUGGCUCCUGGAUUGAUUGUCUUUAAUAAGAACAGGAGACAAAUGAUCCUGACCCCCCACCAAGAUUACUGCGCCCUCAAGGCCAGAAGACAAGGCAAAGACAUACAUGGAAAUGAGAACUGAAAUGGUUUCCUUCCUAGCUUUAAGGGCACUAAAGAAAAAAGGGGGUGGGGAGCUUGCAGUGGCACGUGUAUGUAUGUGUGACUGUGAGUACCGAGUGCAUGCAGAUGUCAGUUGCUGGGGCCACGAGGCAGGUUUAUCACACGUGUACAGAGGGUGAGAAAGUGUUGGGAAUCCGUCUGUGAGCUGCAAGGCUUCCUUUGCUUUGUCCCCACUGCAUUUAGCAUUUUA
Molecule: messenger RNA, 2031 nt
Organism: Dromiciops gliroides (monito del monte)
Lineage: Eukaryota; Metazoa; Chordata; Mammalia; Microbiotheria; Microbiotheriidae
Gene: BPIFC
Product: BPI fold containing family C
Exons: 17
Coding region: 167-1633 (488 amino acids)
Molecular function (GO): lipid binding
Source: RefSeq, a predicted model, not a curated record